CCGUGUUGGGUUAUACUAUAUAAACAAUACUUCGUACAAAGUGAGAACAGUUUGCUUACGGCCACCGUAUCUGUACUCGAUCACUUUUUAUUUAUGUAUGUUGUUACAAUGCGUCAACACCUGUGUUUUUCACGCGAAUAAGAUAUAUUUAAAUUAAAAUUUUUCUUUCCGUUUUUGCAAACUUCCCUUAUUGUUUGUGAAUUUUUGUUUUCUUUAAAAAAAAAAUUUUUUUUAAUUUUUUGAGAAAUAAAAAAAAAUUUUUUUUUUCCUUCUUGAGUGUGGAAUAAAAAAAAAAUGUCACACGAUAAUCAUGGAUUUAUUGCGAGUUUGGAUAAUCUCGAUCAAAAAAAGUCUGUGAAAAAUGAGACAAAAAAAAAAUUAUCAAAAGAUGAGAGAAGUAAUAUUUAUACUGUCGAACUACAGGAUAAAAAAAGUUAUGUUCAAGAAUUAGAAGACGAUUAUGAACCAUAUAAUCAUCGAGAAGUUGAUCAUCCCACCACAUUUUGGGAGACGCUUCUUCAUCUUCUAAAGGGAAGUUUGGGAACUGGAAUUUUGGCAAUGCCAAAAGCAUUUUCCCACGCUGGUUAUGCAGUUGGUGCUGUGGGAACAAUUGUUAUUGGAUUUCUAUGUACAUAUUGUAUACAUUUAUUAAUAAAAUCAGAAUAUAUACUUUGUAAGAGAAGAAAAAUUCCAUCACUCACCUAUCCAUUAACUGCCAUUGAGGCAUUGAAUGAUGGACCUAAAUUUUUGAGGCCUUGUUCUAAAUAUGCUGGACAUGUGAUAAAUACAUUUUUACUCAUUUAUCAACUUGGUACAUGCUGCGUUUAUACAGUUUUCAUUGCAACCAAUAUAAAACUUGCAUUAGAUUCGUUUAUGCAUGAAAAAAUUGACUUGACUUAUUAUAUGUUGGCUCUUCUUUUACCAUUGAUAUUCAUCAAUUGGAUAAAAAAUUUGAAAUCAUUGGCACCACUAUCAACGAUUGCCAACGUAAUAACUCUUGCCAGUUUUGGAAUAAUAUUGUAUUACUUGUUCAGAGUGACACCAACAUUUGAAGGAAAGGAUCCAAUUGGAAAAGUUGAAGAUUUCCCACUAUUCUUUGGCACAGUACUUUUUGCAUUGGAGGCAAUUGGAGUGAUAAUGCCACUGGAGAAUGAAAUGAAGGAACCAAAAAAAUUUGGCAAACCAUGCGGUGUAUUAAACAUUGGAAUGUUUAGCAUUAUUACAUUAUAUAUUGGAAUGGGAUUUUUUGGCUAUCUAAGAUACGGCAGUGCAGUACAGGGAAGUAUAACCUUCAGUAUAUCGGAGGGCACCGAGGAUAUUAUACCAGCUAAAAUUGCACAAAUUCUAUUGGCAAUAUCAAUAUUCUUCACGCAUGCACUACAAUGUUAUGUGGCCAUUGAUAUCUCGUGGAAUGAAUAUAUUUUCCCACGUAUGUCAAAAAAUAGACACACCAUUGUUUGGGAGUACGUUCUUAGAACGAGUAUCGUUCUUGUCACGUUUCUUCUUGCCGUGCUGAUACCCGAAUUGGAUCUGUUCAUCUCAUUGUUUGGUGCAUUAUGUUUAUCGGCCGUUGGUAUUGCAUUUCCUGCAAUUAUUCAUAUUUGUACAUUCUGGUCAAUAUCGACAACAACCGAAAAGGCAAUAAUGGUCUCAAAAAAUAUGUCCCUCGUAUUAUUUGGACUUUUAGGUCUUGUCGUUGGUACUUACACAAGUCUCAGGGAUAUUAUACAUAAAUUCUCGUGAUUUAGUUGUAAUGUUCAAUUUUUUUUUUUUUUUUUUUUUUUUGAAAUUCUAAAAACGUUAAAUAAUUAAUUUCAAAAGAAAAAAAAAGAAGCGAGAGUGUAUGUGGCAAAAAAAAAUUGCCAAAGUGAUUUUUUUUCAAAAAUGUGCGUGUAUGAGUGUUGAAUAGAAUAAAUAAUAGGUAAUAAUAAUAA
Messenger RNA from Leptopilina boulardi, 1934 nucleotides. Its product is annotated as proton-coupled amino acid transporter-like protein CG1139. Lineage: Eukaryota; Metazoa; Arthropoda; Insecta; Hymenoptera; Figitidae. Gene Ontology annotation, biological process: amino acid transmembrane transport. Gene Ontology annotation, cellular component: vacuolar membrane. Bases 295 to 1743 code for a protein of 482 amino acids. The transcript has 8 exons. Gene Ontology annotation, molecular function: amino acid transmembrane transporter activity. The record is from RefSeq and is a predicted model, not a curated record.